AUGCCCUUGUUAAUUCCUGUCCUCUUGUCGCACAGAGUGGAGGUUCAGGAAAACUGUGUUCGAUGGAAGAAGAGGUUCACCUUUGUGUGUAAAAUGAGUGCCAACCCCACGACUGGAGUGCUGGAUCCCUCUAUCUGUCGGGUCUCUGUGCGGAAGGUAAGUCUGUGUUGACUGAUUGGAGACCUCUCUCUUACCAACACACAGCUCUAUGCUGUUAUUUCUGUGUCUGUGAAUAUCCGGGGCUACAGUUUCCUGCAUGUACCACUGGAUUAUGUAUCUUUCCAUGUACUAUUCACACCCCUGUUAACUCUCUGUAGCCUCUGUAAUCUGAUGGUAGAUCAGUGCUAAACACACACUCCACUGCAUGCCAGACUGCCAAAGUCCUCAGUAGUCAUCUCCCUCUUCCUGUUUUCUCUACAGGAACUCAAAGGAGGAAAAACAUAUUCAAAGGUAAGAGCCCACUCCUCCUGA
Messenger RNA from Coregonus sp. 'balchen', 471 nucleotides. The record is from the annotation of a GenBank genome assembly. NCBI's taxonomy places the organism in Eukaryota, Metazoa, Chordata, Actinopteri, Salmoniformes, Salmonidae.